Centruroides sculpturatus (bark scorpion) is the source of this 1603-nucleotide messenger RNA. Its product is annotated as TNF receptor-associated factor 5-like. NCBI's taxonomy places the organism in Eukaryota, Metazoa, Arthropoda, Arachnida, Scorpiones, Buthidae. The coding region runs from base 246 to 1304 and encodes 352 amino acids. The record is from RefSeq and is a predicted model, not a curated record. Gene Ontology annotation, molecular function: zinc ion binding. The transcript has 13 exons.
UUAUUUUAAUUGCAUUUUUGUUUACGAAUCCAUCGAUUAACUUUACAUCGAGAUGUACAGUACUGUACGUUGAAAAGUUUUUCAAUUUAAUAAUGUAAAUUAAUUAUCUUUUUAAAAUGGAAAUUCUUCCGUAUAUUAUUUUAUGACAAAAGUUCACAACGACACGACUUUCUUAUCAUCGCCGAUAAGAUAAAAAUACUUCUUCAUUGUAAUUCUACUUCGAUUGUUGGUACUUUAACAGUAAUAUGGAAGAGAGUUCUACUUCAUCUCAGCUAGAAAGUUCCCGGACAUACGUUCCAGUCUGCGAAAAUCCUAAAUGCUCGAAACUACCGGGCCUGGUCUUAUGUUCAUCGUGUCGAUGCGAACUUUGUGCCAAAUGUUUGGAUAAAUCGAGACUCACCGAAUCAUUGGUUCAGUGUCCAGUUCAUCAAACCAUUUUUUGCUAUCGACAGGUAGAUGAUGAUGAAUCGCCCACCUCCGAAUCGGAAGAAAACGUUUUAAACGAAUCCGAAAACUACGAUGAAACCACCGAUAAACAGUCUUCAAAAGACGAGACAACCCUCGUAUGUUGUCCACUCGAAUGUGGAAAAGAUUUGAUUUCUGAAGAAUUACUUCUACACCUCUCUCGUGAUUGCAUUCACAGAUUUAUCGAUUGUAAACAUUGCAACAAAACAAUCAAAUUAAGCUCGGCCAAGGACCAUGAGGAAAAGCAAUGCAGAAUGAUCUCAAUUCCUUGUGAAUAUUGCGAAAUGAAAAUGAAAAGAUGUGAGUUAAAGAGACAUCUCGAUACAUGUAAUCGAAAAAUAGUGAAAUGUAAAUAUAGUUUACUACAUUGCCAUUACGAGGAUGAAAAAAUAAAUAUGAUUAAUCACGAAAGAAUCGAACGACAUUCGUCACACUUAAUGAGAUAUUUAUCGGAACAAAAUACAAAAAUUUUCAAAAUGAGAGAAGAAAUAACAAAACUAAAAGAAGAUUUAAAAGAGUGGCGAUCAAACUAUUCCAAAGCAAGUGACAAUCAAACUAUUCCAACGGAAGUGGCAUCGAUAUCGGUGACAAGUGGCGAUCAAACUAUUCCAAAGGAAGUAGCAUCGACAUCGGUGACACAUCGCCAUCAAUCUACCCAAACGGAAAGAAAGUGGCUGGGGGAAAAUUGCUCAAAAGAGAAGAAAAUCUCAGUAGUACGUCACGGAAAAAUUAUUGGCAAGUGGUCGAACCGAAGUAAUAAUAAAUUAAAAGUCGCCGUCUAUUGCCUUUGCGUCGCAACCGUAAUUGUAAUCUUGGCCAUAUACCUAUAUUGGUAUUAGAAUAAAAUUUUAAAUCUUUUCAUUAAAAGAAUUGGUUUUACAUAUUAUUGUAAUUUAAUUGCCCUAUGUCUUCGCGUUAUGCUCUUUGUAUCUUAAUGUAAAAUAAAACGUAAUAUCUAUGUAAAUAAUCUGAUUCCCGAUAAUUAAAAUAAUUACUUUUAAAAUUGUUUUCGAAAUUGUUACGCUAGAGCUGUACAACCGGAAGGUCAUCGAAAUCGCCGAAAACGUUUGUACGUCUCUAAAAAAUAUCUCGAGAGAAAAGUCUGUUUAAUUCGAUUCAUAGGAAAAGUUCAGAAAAU